This is a messenger RNA of Mercenaria mercenaria, 573 nucleotides long. RefSeq lists its product as uncharacterized. The coding region runs from base 1 to 573 and encodes 190 amino acids. The transcript is spliced from 2 exons. Lineage: Eukaryota; Metazoa; Mollusca; Bivalvia; Venerida; Veneridae. The record is from RefSeq and is a predicted model, not a curated record.
AUGUCCAAGAGUUGGUCCCAUCUUUUGGAAUCCUCUGACUUUAUCGCUGUUUUAUAUCUCAGUUCUAAGCAGCCAUAUGGUGAGUGUAACUCAAUACAGCAGCCAUAUGUUGAGUGUAACUCAAUACAGCAGCCAUAUGUUGAGUGUAACUCAAUACAGCAGCCAUAUGGUGAGUGUAACUCAAUACAGCAGCCAUAUGGUGAGUGUAACUCAAUACAGCAGCCAUAUGGUGAGUGUAACUCAAUACAGCAGCCAAAUCUUAAGUGUAACUCAAUACAGCAGCCAUAUGUUGAGUGUAACUCAAUACAGCAGCCAUAUGUUGAGUGUAACUCAAUACAGCAGCCAUAUGUUGAGUGUAACUCAAUACAGCAGCCAUAUGUUGAGUGUAACUCAAUACAGCAGCCAUAUGUUGAGUGUAACUCAAUACAGCAGCCAUAUGUUGAGUGUAACUCAAUACAGCAGCCAUAUGUUGAGUGUAACCCAAUACAGCAGCCAUAUGUUGAGUGUAACUCAAUACAGCACUACAGGAAAAACAACCUGCUCAUGUCCUGUCUCUCACUCAGUGAUAGUUGA